AGAAGUGUAAUUAUAAGUAAGAGUACAAUUUGAGCUGGUCCAGAUCCGCACGCUAGCCGUGUUACCCGAUAACUGAAAAACCCCGAAGCCAACGUCGCCUGUCUACUGUUUACGGUCUGUCUUCGUCAGAAGUCUUUUGUCUACGCGCUGUCGAUGGCUUCGGUGCUUGAGAAAAACUAAAAAAGACCAGACGUAGAGUUUUCUUAGAAGCGGUGACCACUUCAACGUGUGUUAUUAUUGCUAUUUAUCCUUAAAUUAAAUUGAAUUUUUCCUUUUAUUUUUCUUUAGUCAAUUUACAUUUUUGGUGAAGCACUGCAUAAUUUAUCGUCUUUCUCUCGUAACAGAUAAGUUUACGAGAUAAUCGUUUUCUUCCAGUUUAACGUAUGUACCUGUCUCUAAAUCUUUCAAAUUACAAUCGCGAUUAACUUUUCAAAGAUAAGAUCUUUAAAUACUAUACGCAAAUAUUGACGGAUCUCUAUUCCAUAUACAUAGGCGAAAGAUAAACGAUAUCAUCUAUACUAAAUGUAUUGGAAUAUUGAAACAACUUUGACACUGUUCCGAUAUAAAAUGUUUCACGAGGUUUACGUAGUAUGUAUUUUGUAUUAUUUCACUUCCUACAAAAUUGAACAUCCUAAGUAAACAGUCGAUUGAAUUGUUAACGUUACGUAUGCUCAUCAACAAAACAUUAAUUCUUUCCACCGGUAACAUUUUAUCGUACAAAUUCGUUUAAUAGAUUAAAUAUUUGUCAUUGUUUGAUGCGACCAAAUAACGAGAGCGGUUAUUUUAUCGAAAAAUACAUCGGCUGGCUCUUAUUGUAGCGAUCGAUUUAACGGAGAAGCACGUGUAUUAAAUAAAGAAAGCCUCAAUUAUGUUCGCGAGUUAAUUAAUUUCAUUAGCCUUAAAUUAUAGCAUUUGUUUAUUCGUUUAUAAUUAUCGUCUCGCGUAAUGAUGAUCAGGAUGAUCCAGAUUAUCGAUCGUUGUUUAAGCACUUUAUCGCAAUAAUACCGGAAGAAUAUGAUGAGCGCAAAUACCAAACGUUAUCCUCAAAAUUGUAUCGCGUUGUGCUUUUCAAAUUAUUGCGUCGCGAUAUUUAUAUCUUCACAAUUGACAAAGAAUUUGAGAUUAAGCAUAAAAGAACUCGUCGACCUUUAUCUAAUAACGUUUAUCGAAAUAUUAAUUCGCGUAAAUAUGCGGUCUAAUUAUGAGACGUUCUUACACACUUUUAUACGUUUAUGACCCGAAUUUUACAAUUUCGUCGAAUUCCCCAUUUUCCUUUGUGUUUCCGUUGCACUCGCGAAAGCGCAAUGACGUCGCAGCUUCGAACGUAUCGCUUUAAAGCAACAGAUUAACGGAUCAGUUUCGUAAAUACCACGUGUAAAUCAGACGGAAACGAAAAGACUGCGAUCAACUUCGUACGUACUAACGGCACCACGCCGUUUUAUCAGCGAUAGAUCGAUCGUAUUGCUACGAACAGAGCUGUCCAAAUAUUUCUGUCAGGCUUUUAUCGUACAAUGCUGAACGCGCAUGUCGACGAUUGUUCGUAUAUAGUUGAAUAGCUUCCGAACUAUUUGACGUAUCGAUGUUAAAACGAGAAUCCACGAAAAGGGGGAAACGAUCGAUGUCAAAUAUACCCUUAAACAUCUGUCGUUUAAACUCAUAGCCGUAAGUCUCGCGUUAUCGUUUCUAUCGUAUGCGAAUCUCGAGCGAAAUCGAAACAGCAAAGGCAAAGCGUAUUUCAUCGUCGCGUCGCACAACGAAUACGACGUUGGCCGCUCGCCGAUGUCGUCUCACGAGACCCGAGACGUUUUAUUUGCGGCUACGGUACUAUGAAGCGUAUUCAGAACCAACCUCUCGAUAAUAGCUUUUGUCGAUUAUCUUGAUAUCUGACGUUAUAUAGUUCUCUAGUAGCGCGCAACUGCGCAGACGAUCGCGAUCGCGAUUGCGAAUCGAAGUUGGUGUCGAAGUUGACGGGACAUUCGUAAUACCGUUUCGACCGUAAAUAUUUUACUGAUAUUUUCGUACAAUCACCAUGACGGAAGCUAAACAAUGGACAUCCAAGUGCAGCGGACGGGAAGCGGUUUGAUCCAAACGCACCUUAUAAGACCAAAUAAAGCCUCAUGGACGAGGAUGAUCGUUGUUUGGGAUGCUCGGUAUCCGUGACAUACAUACGCAAUGAAAACGACGUAUACACACGAAGAGGGUUUCACUGGGAGUUGGCGGUGCCUUGGUGGAGCUAACGCAGGAUCCUGAACGGGGUAGCUGGGCCAAUCCCAUCGAGUUUGUUCUAUCCUGCAUCGGGUAUGCCGUUGGCAUUGGCAAUGUUUGGCGUUUCCCUUACCUUGUAUAUCGUAAUGGCGGUGGUACGUAUAUAUACAUAUGUUGGUAGCUGUGCGUAUCCUGGCGUCGUGGUGAACGUACGGUAUGUAUGCUGCAUGUGGAUACGGGUAGCGUGUGCGCACGACUUUCCCAUACGAGAAAAACGUCUAGUCGUAUUCGCUAAACAGACGGUCACGGGCUAGCAAACGAACUACUGGAUUACGCGGAAUGAUUUAUUUUCGUGCGUCGGCCGUUUUCGUAGAAAAAGGAGAAAACCGGAAGGGAGAAAAAGGGAAAAGAGAGGAAGCAGAGAAAGAGAAAUAGGCGGAUGAGCAGACGCGUGACACGGAGUGUACGUGCGUGGUCGACGUGACGAAGCGACUAAUUCGAAUAAUUAAGCGUAGUUUGGCAGCUCGUGACCGAGCGUUCGGGAAAUUUAAUAAAUCUUUCCUGGCUGCGUGUGCGGUUGUGCCUGUUGAUACAGCCGCUCCUCUCUUUCACCGGGUUUAUUUGCGAAAUUCCAAAAGGUAGGAAAAGAGAGAGAGAUGCUGCCCGCGUAUUCUGAACACUUGGCUUUUAAUUAUUCUAUUUUACUUCCACUCUCGUCGUUUUGUUCUUUUCUGUUUACGUGGCCCCAGCUCUUCAUUGUUCCCCGGUCGGCGCAGCGGCUCCUAAUGAAAGACGACCAAAGAGAGAAUAGUGGCUGACCGUUUUUAACCUUUCUACUGUAACGCCGUGUUUCGUCGCGUUAAUCAGACUCAGGGGCUCGAUAACUUUUAAUUAGUAUCCAUUCGAAACGAAUGAUAAAUCGGCUCGUAUUCCUUGGGUAUAUUUAUCUGGUUGUUCCGACGUAAACGAACACGAACGGGACAUUAAUCGACAUCAAGAAUAGCCUUUUUAAUCGAAGACAUCGUUUUUUACUUAUUUUUUAGUACCGCGGUUGUUUAAUUUUUUCGUUUACCAACCAACUUUUUAUCGACGAUUUGCCGUUUAUUAUACGUUAGAACGAGAAGAUUAGAUACAGUCUUCGGUAUUUAUUCGACCGAACAGAGAUGUAUAUACGUAUACAUCGAUUCACGAAAGUAUUUGAACAUUUACCAUGGAAAGCUUUUAUAUCCAUACCGUAUGUAGUGUGCAUGGAUGUGCGGUAUAGUAUGGAUAAUCGACUGUUUAAAUACUUCUAUGAUCUCUGCGAAAUAUGUUCUUGUACCAAGCAUCUUGUAAUACAUAUUUUCAGAUUCCACCGAUACAAGCGUUACAAGUCUCAUAACGGUGCUGACAAAAUUUCAUUGAUCGAUACUUGUGUUCGAAUACUUGCGUGAACCUACGUGGUAUCGUAGUUGUCGCCGUCCUCGUUAAACUCUUUAUAAAUACGUUAUAGCGUAUUUCCAGUCGUUGCUCUGUUUACAGGUGCUUUUUUAAUUCCAUUCGUUUUAAUGCUGAUAACCAUGGGAUUGCCGAUAUUUUUUUUGGAACUCGCGAUUGGACAAUAUUCAGGACUUGGCCCUAACGAAGCGUUCACACGUAUGGCGCCGGCACUCGAGGGUCUCGGUUAUUGCACCCUCGUCGUCAUUUUGCUUGUAAUGGUCUACUACAUGGUGAUCGUUGCCUGGACACUUUUCUACACGUUCGUCUCGUUCGUGCCGAAGCUCGGUUGGGCCUACUGCGACAACGAUUUCAACACGAACGAUUGUUAUAGUGGCCUGCAAGGGAUCCAAUGUCAAACGAAUGAUCCGGAAACGAUAUUUUACAACAAGACUUGCGUAUCGGCCAGGCUUAUCUGCAAGAAUUUUGGUUUCGAGGAUGGCAACGUCACGCAUUGUUUCGAUACGAACAGAUUGGAACUUCUCCAACACCUUUAUACUCGCAUCCUUUCUUCGGAGGAAUAUUUCAACGACCGUGUAUUGGGUCUACGAGGUGCCACGUGGGAACAUUUUGGAGGCAUAAGAUGGGAAUUGUUAGGAUGUCUCACCCUCGCUUGGAUAGUCUGCUUCCUAUGCCUGAUGCGCGGUGUCCAGUCCAUUGGGAAGGUCGUCUACUUUACCGCACUUUUCCCUUACGUCAUGCUUACGGCGCUACUGAUACGAGGUGUUACACUGGACGGUGCUGGUGACGGUUCUCUUUGGUUUAUUACGCUAAAAUGGUCAACACUGGAAUCAACUAGCGUAUGGGCAGAUGCUGCAUCCCAAGUUUUCUAUUCCCUUGGUAUCGGUUGUGGAUCUUUGAUCACUCUUUCGAGCUACAGUAAUUUCAAUAACAAUUGCCACAGAGACGCAAUUAUCGUGACGUUUACGAAUCUCGCAACGUCGAUCUUCGCCGGAUUCGUGAUUUUCUCCAUUAUGGGAUUCCUUGCCCGUCAAGUGGGCAUGCCAAUCGACGACGUGAUCAAAAGCGGGGCAGGCCUGGCUUUCAUCGCGUACCCAGAAGCCGUGGCACGGAUGCCGUUGCCCAAUCUCUGGGCAGUGUUGUUUUUCGUCAUGCUGUUCAUCCUGGGCAUCGGUAGCCAAUUCGCAGGCGUGCAGGCGAUAAACACCGCCAUAUUGGACCUGCGACCAGAUUUACGAAAACACGAGAGCUACGUGGUAUUAGGGAUAUGCGUCACUUGCUGGCUCCUUGCUAUACCGAUGGUGUUCGAUGGUGGUAUUUACCUGUUCACGCUGAUGGACUGGAACACCGCUUCUUGGGCAAUACUAUUGAUCGGCAUUGCCGAGGUCGGCGUGGUAGGCUGGUGUUACGGGUGCAACAAAUUCCUGCGUAACAUAGCUGAAAUGCAAAUGCGGUUCAGCCUUUUGCUCCGCAGAUAUUGGUGGCUCAGUUGGGCUGUGCUCGCGCCUAUCACUUGUCUGGUGGUGUUCGUGUAUCAAAUAUGUACGUACGAGAUGCCUCGUUAUGGCGAGUACAUAUUCCCUGGCUGGGUGAAUGCGAUCGGAAUACUGAUCGGCCUGUCGACCCUCGCCCCGAUGCCGUUCUUUUUCAUCCGUCGCCUCUGGAAAGGUCCGAGGGACUGGAGUUUGUUUCGACCAAAGAAGACGUGGGGACCAGCUGUGGAGAAAGGUGCAGGUAACGGCAAUUCGUCCAUGGCGACCAUCAAGAUCUCGCAACCGUAUAGAAACGAACCGCAAGAGGAUUACAUUUAAUGAUUUUAACGAAUUCAUCUACUUUUUAGACGAUUCUAGUCACGUUAACGCGAAUGUUAAUCAACCGAUCCAAGCGUUCGAGAACGCUCUCUUCUCUACUCAGUUUUUUUUCUGUUAGAAAAGUUUUACAAAUAGAGUGAGGAUUUUUAUGCGUUUCUGUGAAACUUGCAAAAAUACACAGAAUGCGCGUAACUUCCAAAAACUUAUAAUUAAUUAUAAUAAUUUGCAAAAAUAUCUAAAAUAUAGAACUUUCGAAAUAUUCGACUCAUACACAGGUCGAAGUAGCUAAUUCCACUUUUCGAAAUUUUGGAAAUUUUAGCGAAGGUUCGAUCGAAGCUUAUCUGAUAUAGUUUCAUCGAUUUUCUCUGCUCUUUGUUUCGUGGAAUUUCAUUUUUUCAUUUUUAGGCAAGUUGCGUUUUCUUAAUCGUAUUCGUAGAAAUAUCAAUUCGCAUAAAUCUCCGCUGUCUGUUCAUCGAUUAUCUUUGUUGUAUUCUCUUUCAUUCGCUUUUGUCUGAUGUGAAACGAAUUAAGAGCUUCCAUCAGAUAAAAGUCAGACUGGAAGUUCCAAGGAACCCGGCAGAUUUUUCGGGCGAGAACGAAGAGCUACGAUAUAUUAACGCUUCGGCCGAUUUCAUAUUUUCCAAUACUCGCUGUAAAACUUGGGAACUCUGUUUUCGUUGAAACUUUUAAAUUAAUGCUAGCGAACAGCCGCGGUGGGUAGCAUCAACUACAACGAGGUGCGUGUGUUAUAGCAUUUCGCUAGCUGUUUCAAAGCAACGUUUUAAUUUCUAUGUCCAUGUGAACACGCUAACGCGUACCAACGAUAUUAAUGAAUUUGCAAUUUUUACCUGAAAAGAACUCAUCGGUUCGUUUUGAUGUUUCGUUCUUUGCAUUUCAAACAGGGAAUGUAUCGGCAAUUCCACUGGAAUACCGAGCGUGUGCAAAAUUCGAUAUGCGUUCCGAUGUCAACUUAUUUUUUCCAGAAUCCGUAAUUAUUCCAUAAUUGGGAUGUGUCAUCUAAUUGGUCUCGAUUUAAUAACGUUGUAUACGAUAAAAGAUGUUGAAAAUAUACUACGGUUGGAUUUAUAAUGCCUUAAUAAAUGUCAACUUGUUCUU
This is a messenger RNA of Bombus huntii, 6569 nucleotides long. Its product is annotated as sodium- and chloride-dependent glycine transporter 2-like. The coding region runs from base 3753 to 5453 and encodes 566 amino acids. The transcript is spliced from 10 exons. Gene Ontology annotation, molecular function: glycine transmembrane transporter activity. Gene Ontology annotation, cellular component: membrane. Lineage: Eukaryota; Metazoa; Arthropoda; Insecta; Hymenoptera; Apidae. The record is from RefSeq and is a predicted model, not a curated record. Gene Ontology annotation, biological process: sodium ion transmembrane transport.